Molecule: messenger RNA, 762 nt
Organism: Parnassius mnemosyne (clouded apollo)
Lineage: Eukaryota; Metazoa; Arthropoda; Insecta; Lepidoptera; Papilionidae
Source: the annotation of a GenBank genome assembly
AUGACAGGUAAAACAGCAGGAGCAGUAUCACGAAUAAAAAGUAAAGCGCCUAAUUGUAGUUCCAGCCAUUGUAUUCUGCAUAGACAAGCACUUGCGAUGAAGCAAAUGCCGUCAAAUCUAAAAUUAGUUAUGGAUGAAGCGGUAAAAAUAAUUAAUUUUAUCAAAUCACGACCACUACAAUCCCGAUUGUUCUCAUUAUUGUGUGAAGAUUAUGGCAGCAAACAUAAAACACUGCUGCUCCAUACAGAAGUGCGAUGGCUGUCUCGGGGUAAAACUUUAACAAGGGUAUUUGAACUUAGAACCGAGUUACAAAUGUUUCUUUCAGCAGAUACAGUUUCUUUUAAUUUGAAAGACCGUUUGUAUGAUAAAACUUGGUUGUUCCGAAUGUCUUUUAUGGCGGAUAUCUUUCAAAAACUGAACGAAUUGAAUUUAUCAUUGCAAGGUACACAGACAUCUGUGUUCCAGGCCUAUAACAAAAUAACUGCCUUCAAAAGAAAAUUAGAUUUUUGGAUUAUUUGCGUUGGUAAGAGAGAAAUAGAAAGCUUUACGUCACUCAGUGAGUUUGUUAGCGAUAACGACUCGGAAAUGUUUCAAGAUGAUGUGUUUGAAGAAUUGGUCCAAUAUCUCACUUCGAUGCGCGCAUCUUUUGAAAAGUAUUUUCCCGAAGAACAGAAUACAAAAAUGAAGCUGAAUUCAUGGAUUCAUAAUCCUUUUUUACCCAACUUGCAAAAGCCCGAAAGUAUUGUCAAACGAGAUAUAUGA